CCCGUCUCGAUUCGACAAUUUCGGUUCACGGGAGCGCGUACCCAAAAGUCGCAUGCGCAGAAGGUCGAACCGGGAGGUGAUGGGAAAGGUGGCGGGACAGGCUUCAUUGGGCAAGCCCUAACCCAGCUGCUGAAAUCCAGGGGCCACGAGGUGACCCUGGUCUCCCGACGCCCGGGGCCCGCCCGGAUCACGUGGGAGGAGCUCGCCUGGUCGGGGCUGCCGAGCUGCGAUGCCGUGGUCAACCUGGCCGGAGAGAACAUCCUCAACCCUCUCCGAAGGUGGAAUGAAGCCUUCCAAAAAGAGGUUCUCAGCAGCCGCCUGGAGACCACCCAAAUGCUAGCAAAAGCCAUCACCAAAGCCCCACAAGCACCCCAGGCCUGGAUUGUAGUCACAGGCGUAGCUUACUACCAGCCCAGCCUGACUGCAGAGUAUGAUGAGGCCAGCCCAGGAGGAGAUUUCGACUUUUUCUCCAAACUUGUGACCAGAUGGGAAGCUGUAGCCAGGCUUCCCGGAGAUUCUACACGUCAGGUGGUGGUACGCUCUGGGGUUGUGCUGGGCCGUGGAGGUGGUGCCAUCGGCCAUAUGCUGCUGCCCUUCCGUCUGGGCCUGGGGGGCCCCAUCGGCUCAGGCCGCCAGUUCUUCCCUUGGAUUCACAUCAGGGACCUGGUAGGAAUCCUGACCCAUGCCCUUGAAGCAAACCACGUGCAGGGGAUCCUCAAUGGAGUGGCUCCAGCCUCCACCACUACCAGUGCUGAGUUUGCCCGAGCCUUGGGUGCUGCCCUGGGCCGCCCAGCCUUCAUCCCUGUCCCCAGCACUGUGGUACAAGCUGUCUUUGGGCAAGAACGUGCCAUCAUGCUGCUGGAGGGCCAGAAGGUGGUCCCACGGCGGACACUGGCCACUGGCUACCAAUAUUCCUUCCCAGAGCUGGAGGCCGCCUUGAAGGAAGUCGUAGCCUAAGUAGAAAAGCUCAUGACAGGAGGCCAGGCCUGUCCCUUGACAGAGGCUCCCUGAUUAGAUACUGUGAAUAGCCUCGGGUAGUCCUCUACCUGAGAGAUCCCAUCUGGUUCUUUGGGAUUCCUCUCCCAUUCCUCUCUUCCCCAUUGUUCUGUCACUCCACCUUAUUUAACAAAUUCUCCAGUCUCAAGGCUGUAUCUCAUCAAGUUGGGACUUGAACCUCUUUGAGUCCAUGUAAGAAAAUUUCCAAGUUUGGUUUCUCUGUGUCACAUUGUUGCCCUAGUUCUUUGUGCUAUGUAGAGUGCUCUGCAGUUUUGGCAAUAAAGAUAAAUUAUCCAGCUGGC
This is a messenger RNA of Heterocephalus glaber (naked mole-rat), 1298 nucleotides long. The record is from RefSeq and is a predicted model, not a curated record. Lineage: Eukaryota; Metazoa; Chordata; Mammalia; Rodentia; Bathyergidae.